AUGUACGGCAUCAAUGCGAAUUACGAUUCCACGGCCGCCACGACCGGCGUGCCCAUUAACUCCCGACACGAUGCGCACGAGGAGGAGCUCGAGGCCGCCGCGGCGCAGAGCACCGACCCGACCAAGACGCAGGCUACCUCCAUCACCGAGGCCGGCGGCAACGACGAAAAGCCUGGCUCUUCCCCCAACUCGCUGAGCAAGGACGAGGACGAUGACUCGGCAGAGGCGGAGAUGGUGCGCCGCACUUCCGUCGUGCAGGCCCUUGCGCGCUCGUACUCGCGAGCCUCUGCCGCAGGACCUGGCGGCGCUGGAGGCGAGAAUCCGUUCUUCGCCGAGGAAGACUCGCCCCUGAACCCAAAUUCGGCAAACUUCAGCGGUCGCGAGUGGGCCAAGGCCAUCGUCGAGCUCGUGUCGCAGGAUGGCGCCGGGUUUCGCUCGUCGGGCGUCUGCUUCCAGAACCUCAAUGUCCACGGCUUUGGCGCGUCGACCGAUUACCAAAAAGACGUGGCCAAUGUUUGGCUGUCCCUCGCGGCUACCGCGCGCCAACUCACGGGCUCUGGUCGCCAGCGGAUCGACAUUCUGCGUCAGUUUGACGGCCUGGUACACAAGGGCGAAAUGCUAGUGGUCUUGGGCCCGCCCGGAUCCGGCUGCUCCACGUUCCUCAAGACCAUUGCUGGAGAAAUGAACGGCAUUUUCGUCGACGACGGCUCGUAUUUCAAUUACCAAGGUAUUGGCGCCAAGGAGAUGCAUUCGAAUCAUCGUGGCGAGGCAAUUUACACCGCCGAGGUGGAUGUGCAUUUCCCCAUGUUGACUGUUGGCGAUACCCUCACUUUUGCCGCUCGUGCCCGCCAGCCCCGCCAGCUGCCCCAGGGUCUCAACAAGAAUGACUUCGCCGCCCAUCUCCGCGACGUGGUUAUGGCCAUGUUUGGCAUUUCGCACACCGUCAACACGCGCGUUGGCAAUGAGUACGUGCGAGGCGUCUCAGGUGGUGAGCGCAAGCGUGUCACUAUUUCUGAGGCUGCCUUAUCCGGCGCGCCCCUGCAAUGCUGGGACAACUCUACCCGUGGCCUCGAUUCUGCCAACGCCAUCGAGUUCUGCAGGACCCUUCGUCUGCAGACGGAGCUUUUCAGCAGCACUGCCUGCGUGUCUAUUUACCAGGCACCGCAAAGCGCCUAUGAUCUCUUCGAUAAGGCCGUUGUCUUGUACGAAGGCCGACAGAUCUUCUUCGGUCGUGCCGAUGCUGCAAAGCAAUAUUUCAUCAACCUCGGCUUCGAAUGCCCUCCUCGUCAGACGACCCCCGACUUCCUUACCUCCAUGACGUCUCCUCUUGAACGCAUUGUUCGCUCUGGCUUUGAGGGCAAGGCUCCGCGAACGCCCGACGAGUUUGCCGCAGCAUGGAAGAACAGCGCCGAGUACAAGGCCCUGCAAGUCGAGAUUGAGGACUACAAGACUGCUCACCCCAUUGGCGGUCCCGAUGCGGAGGCUUUCCGUGCCUCCAAGCACGCUCAGCAGGCUCGCGGUCAGCGCAAAAAGUCGCCCUACACCUUGUCAUUCAGCCAACAGGUCAAGCUGUGCCUGUGGCGAGGCUGGAAGCGGUUGACUGGCGACCCCAGCUUGACUGUCGGUGCCCUUAUUGGUAACUUCAUCAUGGCUCUUAUCAUCGGCAGUGUCUUCUACAAUCUUGGCGACUCGACCGGCAGCUUUUUCCAGCGCGGUGCCUUGCUCUUUUUCGCAUGCCUGAUGAACGCCUUUGCCUCAGCCCUCGAGAUUCUGACCCUGUAUGCUCAACGACCCAUCGUUGAGAAGCACAGUCGGUACGCUCUAUACCACCCAUCGGCAGAGGCCGUUGCAUCAAUGCUGUGCGACAUGCCCUACAAGAUUUCGAACUCGAUCGUCUUCAACUUGACACUCUACUUCAUGACCAACCUGCGGAGAGAGCCUGGGCCUUUCUUCUUCUUCCUGCUCAUAUCGUUCGUCACGGUUCUGGUCAUGUCCAUGAUCUUCCGCACGAUCGCCUCGGCCUCCCGCACCUUGUUCCAGGCGCUCGUUCCCGCCGCCAUCCUGAUCCUUGACCUGGUCAUCUUCACCGGCUUCGUCUUGCCCAAGCGCUACAUGUUGGGCUGGUGCCGAUGGCUGAGCUAUAUCGACCCUCUUGGUUACGCGUUCGAAGCGCUCAUGGUUAACGAGUUCCACGAACGCAAGUUCGAGUGCAACCAAUAUGUGCCCACGGCUCAAGCUCCAACUCCCGCAGCUGCGGAUAUGCUUUCCGAGUACGCCAACGUGGGUGGGAACAACCAAGUUUGCAGCGCCGUCGGAUCUGUUCCUGGCCGAUCCUAUGUCUGGGGCGAUGAUUACGUGUAUCAGCAGUUCGACUACCAGUGGAACCACAGGUGGCGAAAUUUCGGCAUUGUUAUCGCCUUCACGGUGUUCUUCCUCAUCUGCUACAUGGUGGCCGCCGAAUUGGUGUCCGAAAAGAAGUCCAAGGGCGAGGUUCUCGUCUACCGCCGCGGCCACAAGCCCGCCGCUGCUCGCCAUGCCGAAAAGAAGCGUGACCCCGAGGCGGCCAUGGCUAACAUUGGACCCGUCAUCACUGCUGAACGCAGCCGUGGCCAGGUUGGCAAGGAGGGCGGAAUGCUCCAAGAACAGACGUCCGUGUUCCAGUGGCACGACGUCUGCUAUGACAUCAAGAUCAAGGGUGAACCGCGCCGCAUCUUGGACCAUGUCGACGGCUACGUGAAGCCCGGAACCCUCACUGCCCUAAUGGGUGUGUCAGGUGCCGGCAAGACUACUCUUCUGGAUUGUUUGGCGGACCGCACCUCGAUGGGCGUCAUUACGGGCGAGAUGCUGGUAGACGGUCAACCUCGUGAUCGGUCCUUCCAGCGCAAGACUGGCUACGUUCAACAGCAAGAUCUCCACUUGCAGACGACCACUGUUCGCGAGGCUCUCAACUUCAGCGCGCUUCUUCGCCAGCCCGCCCACGUGCCGAAGGAAGAAAAGCUAGCCUACGUCGAAGAGGUCAUCAAGCUGCUGGAGAUGGACGAGUAUGCCGACGCUGUCGUCGGUGUUCCUGGCGAAGGUCUCAAUGUCGAGCAGCGCAAGCGUCUCACUAUCGGUGUAGAGCUCGCUGCUAAGCCUCCCCUGCUGCUUUUCGUCGACGAACCUACUUCCGGUCUUGACUCGCAGACAUCAUGGGCUAUUCUGGAUCUCCUCGAGAAGCUGACCAAGGCUGGGCAGGCCGUGCUUUGCACGAUUCACCAGCCGUCGGCCAUGCUCUUCCAACGCUUCGAUCGACUCCUAUUCUUGGCUAAGGGCGGCAAGACCGUCUAUUUUGGUGAUAUUGGCGAGAACUCCCAGACCAUGACAAGCUACUUCGAGCGCAACGGCGGCCACCGAUGUCCUGACGAGGCCAACCCUGCCGAAUGGAUGCUGGAAGUGAUUGGAGCCGCCCCCGGAACGACUACUGAGAUCGACUGGUUCCAGACUUGGCGCGAGAGCGCCGAGUACAAGGCCGUCCAGGACGAACUCGAGAACAUCAAGCGCGAAAAGCAGGGCACUGCUUCGCAGACCGAGGAUGAGGAUCCAGGCAGCUACCGCGAGUUUGCCGCCCCCUUCUCAGUUCAAAUGAAGGAGAACCUUUUCCGUGUCUUCCAGCAGUACUGGCGAACUCCGGUUUAUAUCUACGCGAAGACGGCGCUCUGCACCCUCGUUGCGCUUUUCAUCGGCUUCAUCUUCUUCCGCGCGCCCAAUUCCAUUCAAGGCCUUCAGAACCAGAUGUUUUCCAUCUUCCAGCUUCUCACCGUCUUCGGCCAGAUCGUUCAACAGUCCAUGCCGCAGUUCGUCAUCCAACGCUCCCUAUACGAAGCUCGCGAACGCCCCUCAAAGGUCUAUUCGUGGAAGGUCUUUAUGCUUUCCCAGAUCAUUGUUGAGCUUCCCUGGAACAGCUUGAUGGCCGUGCUCAUGUACGUGUGCUGGUACUAUCCCGUCGGACUCUACCGCAACGCAGAGCCAACCGACGCCGUCACCGAGCGUGGAGCACUCAUGUUCCUCUACCUCCUGAUGUUCAUGCUCUUCACCGGUACCUUCUCGACGUUCAUCAUUGCUGGUUUCGAGACUGCAGAGGCUGGUGGCAACCUUGCCAACCUCAUGUUUACGCUCUGCCUCAUCUUCUGUGGUGUCCUCGCCCAGCCCAACACUCUUCCCCGCUUCUGGAUCUUCAUGUAUCGCGUAUCGCCGUUCACAUAUUUGGUCAGCGGCCUGUUAUCAACAGGUGUGGCUAACACGGACGUUAUCUGCGCCGACAACGAGUUCCUGCAUUUCUCGCCGCCUUCAGGAAAGACCUGCAUCGACUACAUGUCAUCAUACAUCAAGGUCUUUGGUGGACGCCUGCAAGACAACAACGCCACCUCGGAAUGCUCGUACUGCCCCAUCUCCGAGACGAACAAGUUCCUGGAGGGCGUCAGCAGCAACUACGAUGACAGGUGGCGCAACUUUGGCAUCCUGUGGGCAUUUGUCAUCUUCAACAUCUUUGCCGCACUCUUUGUCUACUGGCUGGCACGAAUGCCCAAGAAGAACCUUGGCAACGAGAAGAAGAAGAAGAAGGAGUAG
Molecule: messenger RNA, 4605 nt
Organism: Purpureocillium lilacinum
Lineage: Eukaryota; Fungi; Ascomycota; Sordariomycetes; Hypocreales; Ophiocordycipitaceae
Product: ZEB2-regulated ABC transporter 1
Biological process (GO): transmembrane transport
Cellular component (GO): membrane
Molecular function (GO): ABC-type transporter activity; ATP hydrolysis activity; ATP binding
Source: RefSeq, a predicted model, not a curated record